Molecule: messenger RNA, 3185 nt
Organism: Amblyraja radiata (thorny skate)
Lineage: Eukaryota; Metazoa; Chordata; Chondrichthyes; Rajiformes; Rajidae
Gene: mrpl45
Product: mitochondrial ribosomal protein L45
Exons: 8
Coding region: 52-1008 (318 amino acids)
Cellular component (GO): mitochondrion
Source: RefSeq, a predicted model, not a curated record
CUCCCGGGCCCUGGUCCUCCAGCUUCCCGUCAGCCGGCGGGGCGGGGGAAGAUGGCGGCGCCCAUGGGCAGGCUGUUGGCGGUGGUGGAGAAGACGUUAGGCCGCGGAGUUGGCGCCAACCGGCAGGUGUGUCAAGGUUUGGAAUCGCUGCUUAGCCCAUUUAAGCUGUGUGCCUCUCCCACUGUCAUUACGGUGCGAACAAAGAAGCGGCAUUAUGUUCCACCGCGGAAACAGGACAGUUCUGCGGACCAGGAGCAGUUGGCUCGCGCUGCUGGCCUGGUGAUGCGGCAGCAGUACAUUGAACGGCCCAUCAACAUCUCGAGUACAGCUGGGAUAUUUGAUCCAUAUGUUCCACCAGAGGGCGAUUCUCGCAUGUCUACUCUGACAAGGGCAGGACUGAAGCAACGCAUGGAGCAGGCCAAGCAGCGUGUCGCCUCGCAGCUCGCACUGCGGAAGGUGAAAGAACAUGACGGUGAAUUCACCACAAAGGACUUUGCCUCCAAGGCCCAGGAGAUUUACAUAAGUGCGCACGAGUGCCUUGUGAAUUUUGACAAAGUAAAGCUUCACAAAUUGGUAACGGAACGAUGUUACCCGGAUAUGGUGCGUGGCAACAGGUACAAGACAAUCCGCUGGAAGUUCCUGCAGUCACUGGAAGCGCCCAAGGUUGUACACGUCCGAUGUCCCGAUAUGGUCAGCAAGGGGAACGUUUACGGUCAGGUCACGCUGCGCUUCCACACCCAGCAGACUUUAGCCAUUUAUGACCGAUUUGGUCGGCUGAUGUUGGGCAAUGAAGAUCGACCAAAAGAUGUCCUGGAAUAUGUGGUGUUUGAGAGGCACUUAGUCAAUGUCUAUGGCCUUUGGAGAAUGCAUGGGAAGAUUGUACCUGCCUGGGCCCCACCCAAAGAUCCUAUCGUUAAGACCGUGAUGAUUCCUGGACCCAAGCUACAGCCGUUGGAAGAGUUUGACGCCAAGAACAUGGAGAUUCCCAAAGCUGAACCUGUACAGUAGAAUGCGUGAGGAACCCUGCAGAGACGGACCGAGAGUGUUUGUGCGUCGCUGUGUGUACUGAGGCCUGUGCUUCAUUGAUGCUGAGGGCAUGUAGAGUGUAUGAGCAGCCAGCCAUCCUUCCCCUCACUCUGGCCAGUGCCAGCCCCUUCAAAACCAGUCAACGUGCAAGCAACAAGGACCAAUUGUAACCCACCUAUGUGUAUACUCAAGAUGGACACAAAAAGCUGGAGUAACUCAGCUGGACAGGCAGCAUCUCUGGAGGGAAGGAAUGGCUGACGUUUCGGGUCGAGAUCCUUCAGACUUUAUCUCUGGAGAGAAUAGACAGAUGAGGUUUCGGGUCGGGACCUUUCUUCAGUUUGCAAGAUGAUAUUAGAAGUCAGAAGAAGGGUCCCGACCCACAAUGGGUGCUGCCCGGCCCACUGAGUUACCCAGCAGUUUGUCCUUUGUUCUCACAAGUAGCUGUCUGUGGAGAUUGUGGUGCUCCUCGCAGAUUAGUGAAUCUAGUUUGGUUUUCACUGCAUUCUGUACAGAUGGCGAGCACUUAGAGAUGAGCUGCUAGUAUGUAGAUGGUUGGACGAGGAACUGAGGAGAGCAAUAACUUGGGCUGCACGGUGGCGCAGCGCUAGAGUUGCUGCCUCACAGCUCCAGAGGCCCGGGUUUGAUCCUGACCACUGGUGCUGUCUGUAUGGAGUUUGUAUGUUCUCCCUGUGACCUGCGUAGGUUUUCGCCGGGUGCUCUGGUUUCCUCCCGCACUCCAAAGACAUACAGGUAUGUAGGCUAAUUGGCUUUGGUAAAAUUGUAAUAGUGUAAGGGGUGGGUGGUGUGUGUACUCCACCCCUUAUGUAUCUCUAAAAUGUAAAUCUAAAAAAAACCCUCUAAUUGCUGGUUUGAGUGGGUUGGCAAGCAGCAGCUGAGAACUGAGGUGGUGAUAUGCCAGCUCUGUUUCCCAGUGUGAAAGCCAGAGUGAAGGGCACAACUGCUAGUCUUUUCAUUCCAUAGUUUUGUAGUGCACUAGUACAGAGUCCAGGGUUUGCAGUUCCCAUUCAAUAAUAAAACACAAGUCUGGAUAUGUCUGCAGUGGGCAUUUCAUUGAAGUAUCAUUAGCGUUGUGGAGCGGUGGGAUCGGGGUUGGCUGCCUUGGCUGUUGUGUUCACCCACUAUCAACUGAUGCAACGCACAGUUUACACUUUAUGGGUGGCGCAGUGGCGCAGCGAUGGAGUUGUUGCCAGAGACCCGGGUUCGAUCCUGACUUGGGGUGCUGUCAGUGUGGAGUUUGUCCGUUCUCCCCGUGACCGCGUGGAUUUUUCCUGGUGCUCCAGUUUCCCCCCACACUCCACUGUAGUCAGAAUCGGAACCUCGGUCUCUGACGCUGAAAGGCAGAAACAAUGCCGCUGCCCCACUGUGUCGCCCUGCGCUGCAGACUGGCGCAGUCAUGUAAAUACUGCAACAUGCUCAGCUUCCCAGCAUUCUGCUGAGCUGGUGUAAUGCUGGGAGACUCUGGCCAGCUUUGAUUCCUUUGUGUUUUCUGGAUGUGCUCUCUGUCUGACUGAGGUUAUAGAACAAAGAAAAGUACAGCGCAGGAGUAGGCCCUUCGGCCCACAAUGACUGUGCUGGAAGGGCUGAUUCCAGGCUAUAUCCACCUCAUCAGCUGGUGUCAUUCAAACUUUGUUUGAGUUUAAUGAUACAGCAUGGAAACAGGCCCUUCCACUGACCAAGCCCAUGCCGACCAUGAAUCAUCCAUUCAAGCUGGUUUGCCCACUGCACACCUACAAGCAACACUUUUGGAUAGACACAAAAUGAUGGAGUAACUCAGCAGGACAGGCAGAGUCUCUGGAUUGAAGGAAUGGGUGACGUUUCGGAACGAGACCCUUCUUUUGUAAGACCACGUCCUUGGGAUGUGGGAGGAAACCGGAGCACCCGGAGGAAACCACACAUCCAAGUUGAUCCACGAGUCCAAGGAAGGCGAUGGCUGGAAGCCCUGUAACAGCCUGGGGCUCGCCUGAAUUGGGCACCGCUCAUAACAGCUAGAGCGUGGACUGGAGUUUGAAAACGGCAUCAAAAACAUGGCUCCUCUUGCGUGUGGCAUCAGUAUUUCUGUACACUGCUAAUCGGCGAUGUGCUUGGACACGGCAAUACUCUACAGGUUUGUUUGUAAGUAAAACAAAUUUCACUGUGAA